CCUGGCUAGAACCUUCACGGGAGAAUCAUAGUUCCCCCGCCUUGACAUGAGAUGGCAUUCGUUCAUGUGAACUUUACCUUGACUUAGCAGCUUUACGGUCAAAAUUACCGUCACUUGGCUUGUUUGAGGUGUUCUUCAAUGCCACAGGUCGAGAUGUCUCGGGCUCCGCGGUGUUUUUCACCGAUUUGAGGAAUCCCUAUAACAAGUGACUCGUAGACCAUGAUAGUGAGUUCCUGGGUGGUUGACACACCUCCGUCAAGACCGUUGUAUUUCCCCCACUGACUCAAAAAGCAUCUUCAACCACUUAUUUAAAAACAAUGGGAAGUCAUUUUGAGCGCCUUGACACAGCCACUUGGCCUGUCAGAGUCACAAGCUUGCUGUGGCUUAUCCGACGACGUGUACCUCUUCUCUUGACCGUCAUCGUCGACGAGAGGUCUAGCCUGAGAUGUCUUACUAUACCCCUAACCCUACCAGUACCUAUGCACCAAACGUCAGCCGAUACCCUAGUACUACUUCCCGACCCAGGCCUACGUACGGUCAUCAACAUCAACAUUAUGGCCCUCCCGCCGGUUCUGAUCCUCAGCUCUGGCAGUGGUUCUGCGCUGUUGAUACUGAUAGAUCCGGCUCUCUCAGCGUCACAGAACUUCAAGAUGCCUUGGUAAACGGAAAUUUCACAAAGUUUGAUCUCGAUACGGUGAAGAUGCUCAUGGACAUCUUUGAUACCGAUCGAAGUGGAACAAUCGGCUUCAAUGAAUUCGCUGGGUUAUGGAAAUAUAUUGCCGAGUGGCAGCGAGUCUUCAAGCACUUUGAUAGAGAUCAUUCUGGCUCUAUCGAAGGACAUGAGCUUUCGGAGGCUCUCCGCAGCUUUGGUUACAACCUAUCUCCUCCCUUGUUGCAAGCACUGGAAAUCAGAUACGCAUCUGGUGCGCCUAGUGCAUAUGGCCCCCCUCCGGGUAUUACUUUCGACCGCUUCGUGAGAGCGUGUGUGACCGUCAAGACUUUGACCGAAACAUUCCAAAGGGCGGAUCAAGACAAUGACGGCUGGAUUCAGCUCAACUAUGAGGGCUUUUUGAAGAUCUCGUUGAAUGCGCCCUAAUGCGCUGUCACGUCUGUAUUCAUUAUGGAGAUGUAUGAUAGCUUUGGAGAUAUGUCGUUUUGUUGUGAAUAUGUACCCAGCCCUCAGAAUGUAUGAAUCAGCGCCGUCGAAUGUAUGUUUCUUUCAGCACUAGUCGAGCGUACGGGAGUCUUGAUGAGUUG
This is a messenger RNA of Suillus clintonianus, 1257 nucleotides long. RefSeq lists its product as uncharacterized. The transcript is spliced from 8 exons. The record is from RefSeq and is a predicted model, not a curated record. NCBI's taxonomy places the organism in Eukaryota, Fungi, Basidiomycota, Agaricomycetes, Boletales, Suillaceae. Gene Ontology annotation, molecular function: calcium ion binding. Bases 446 to 1096 code for a protein of 216 amino acids.